Molecule: messenger RNA, 1392 nt
Organism: Plasmodium relictum
Lineage: Eukaryota; Apicomplexa; Aconoidasida; Haemosporida; Plasmodiidae
Product: conserved Plasmodium protein, unknown function
Exons: 17
Coding region: 1-1392 (463 amino acids)
Source: RefSeq, a predicted model, not a curated record
AUGAAAAAUCAAAACAAUGAUAAACUAACUAAUUUAAAGGAUUUACUUCCCUUUUAUAAAAAAGAUAAUGAAAAAUUAAAUGAAAAUACCGAAGGUAUUGUUUACUCUGUUAAAAAAAAAUUUAACUUUAUAAAAGAAAAGGGAGAAUCUACAUUUAAUGAAUAUGAGCAUACUAAAAAAGACUUAGAACUAUUAAAUAGAGAAUUAAAAUUAAACAAAAUUUCUUUGGGCCAACAAAAAAUUGGAUAUGAAGAAUUAAAAACCAAAAAUGAAGAAAUAUUAAAUAAAUUUGAAAAUUUGAAGCAUUCUAAGUAUACUUAUCAAAUGAUGCUACAAAGAGUCAAGAAAGAAAAAAAAUUAUUAUAUUUUUAUUUAAAUUCAUUAGAAAGAACUGUAAAUAGUUUAAAAAAUAAUGAAAAACAUUUAUAUAAUAAUAUUCAAAAAAUAAUGUCGGAAAACAAAAAUUUAAGAAAAUCUAUUGAUGAAAAGAAAGUGGAAAUAAUUAAAGCAAAAAAUAAGAAUGAAGAAAUCUUGAAAUAUAUGAAUGUGAAUAAAGAACAUAGUAAUAUAUUAAGGAUAAGAAGGGAGAUGAUUAAUGAAUAUAAAAAAAAUAAAUUAAACAAUGCAGAUAUAACAUUAAUGAUACAUGAAAAAAAAAAAUUUAAGAAGCUUCUGAUAUAUUUUUUAUUAUAUAAUAAUUAUCUAAAAUUAAAUGCAUCUAAUAUCUUUGAAAAUGCAAGUAACAUAUAUGCUACUAUAUCAAAAUUGAGAGAAGCGACAGGUGUAACAGAUAUUUAUGAUAUAAACCAAAAGUUCCAAGACAUUGAGAAUAAGAAAAAUUUAUUACAGAAAGAAGAAGAAAUAUCACAAAAAAAACUUGAAGAUGCUAUUAAAGAAUAUAUGAUGUUAAAUAAUGAAAUUAUAAAUACUUUUUCAGAAGAUAAAAAUAUUCUAAAGAAAAAAAUUCUUAAUGAAAAAGAAAGAAUAUCAGAAGAUAUAUAUGAGCUCUAUAAACUAGUAUUUUCAAGUGAAAAAGAAUUAGAAGAUAUUAAUAUAAAAAUGGAUAAAAUAAAAAAAUUUUUAGAAAAACAAAAUGAUUAUUUUAACUCAAUACAUAUGGAAGAUAAAAUAGAGUUCCAUUCUAAUGAAGACAUGCUUCAAUAUAUAAAAAAUUUAAAACUUACUAUUGAGAUACUAAUGAGAAUAACACAGAAAAAUAGGGAAAAUGGAAAUAUUAGUAGAUCCUAUAAAUCUUUAGAGUUUUUGGAGAUAAUUAAUUUGUAUAAAAAUGUUGAUUUUCACAAGAAUAUGUGCAGGGUUGAGGAUUCUCAGGAUCUUGAAAAUACUAUCAAAUUAGAAUCAAAAAUUUUGAAUAAAGGAAAGUUUCUAUAA